Molecule: messenger RNA, 966 nt
Organism: Blastocystis hominis
Lineage: Eukaryota; Bigyra; Opalinata; Blastocystidae
Product: Glutamyl-tRNA synthetase
Exons: 3
Coding region: 1-966 (321 amino acids)
Biological process (GO): glutamyl-tRNA aminoacylation
Molecular function (GO): ATP binding; zinc ion binding; glutamate-tRNA ligase activity
Source: RefSeq, a predicted model, not a curated record
AUGCCGUUUCCAUUUUCUUUUGUGAGAUUCGCUUCAACAACCCGCGUACGAUUCGCUCCCUCACCUACGGGCUUCAUGCACUUGGGUGGGUUGAGAAUGGCACUGAUUAAUUAUCUAAUUGCCAAAAAGGAAAAUGGAAAGUUUAUUCUUCGCAUUGAAGAUACGGAUCGCUCUCGAUUGGUGAAGGGUUCUGCCGACAACAUAAUUCGAACUCUUUGUGAUUUUGGCUUGACUCCUGACGAGGGUCCGGAGCAAGGUGGUCCAUUUGGACCGUAUGUUCAGUCUUCUCGACUCGAUAUUUACAAAAAGUAUGCCGAAUCCCUUGUAUCUAAUGGUUCAGCCUAUUACUGUUUCUGUUCUCCGCAUUCUCGCAAAACCAAUUCUCCGCAUUCUUCUUCUUCUUCUUCUUCUUGUCCAUGCCUCCAUCUCUCCGCCUCCGAAAUCAGCCAACGCCUCCAUCACAACGAUCCCCACGUCAUUCGUCUUCGCAUGUCCCCCACUCGCUUCUCCUUCCACGACCUUCUCCGCGGGGAUCUCUCCAUUCCCGGCGACCACCUCGAAGACGCCGUCCUCCUCAAAAGCGACGGCUACCCGACCUAUCACUUGGCCUCCGUCGUGGACGAUCAUUUCAUGCAGAUUUCGCUGGUUAUCCGCGGGGAAGAGUGGAUCAGCUCCGUCCCGAAACACUUGCAGCUUUACUCGGCGUUCGGCUGGAACCCGCCCGACUUCAUUCAUCUCCCGCUCUUGCUCUCCGAGCAGAAAUCCAAGAUUUCGAAACGCCAAGGCGGAUUUGAUGCACAGGCGAUGCUGAAGGAGGGAGUUUUGCCGAGCGCGCUGCUGAAUUACAUCUAUUAUCUGGGGUUGAAACGUGGAAACGACGAAACCCAGCAGGCGAACGGGGUGUUUUACGACUUGAAUGAGAUGAUUCGCGAUGUAUCGCUUCCGCUCUCUCGCUUUUUCUCGUAG